AUGAUAUCAACCAGUGAUUCGAUAACUAAUCAAGAUAAUAUUAAUAAUCAUUCUAUAAAUAUACAAAAUAAACAAUCAGAUAUUGAUCAAAGUAGAAAUCGUGAUCCUAAAUAUGAAACAAUUAAUCAAUUAGCUAAAGAUACAUUAAAUAUUGAUUUGCCAGAAUCACAAAAUUCAACAAAUCGUGCACUUUUUGUUUUUUCAAAAAACAAUCUAAUACGUAAAGCAGCACGAAGCAUAAUUGAAUGGGGAUAUCCUUUUUUCAUUGAUUAUUAUAAUAAGGAAGUUAGCAUUAGUAAUAAUUAUGCUUUGUUUUUCUUCUAUGAAAGUUAA
This is a messenger RNA of Schistosoma mattheei, 333 nucleotides long. The record is from the annotation of a GenBank genome assembly. NCBI's taxonomy places the organism in Eukaryota, Metazoa, Platyhelminthes, Trematoda, Strigeidida, Schistosomatidae.